AUGCCUAAUAAACCCAAGAAAGACAAGCCGACGACUAAGAAUACGGGAAAUGCUAAAACUGCUGGAAAAGACGCUAAUGACAAUGGUGAUGACGAGGCAUCAAAAAAGAAAGCCCAGCAGAACACAGCAGAAACUCACCCUCCGCCUGCUGCAAUAAAUAAGAUCAAAUACCCAGGACCUCCUCAUAUAAAGAGAGAUAAGAGGCAGAACUCUUCACGGUUCAAUGUAUCCAAAAAUAGAGAACUUCAGAAACUCCCAUUUCUCAAAGAUGCACCGGUGGCGGAAAGAGAGGAGUUAUUUAUACAGAAGGUCCGCCAGUGCUGUGUACUGUUUGAUUUUGUACAAGAUCCUCUUAGUGAUUUAAAAUGGAAGGAAGUCAAGAGGGCCGCCUUAAACGAAAUGGUGGAAUAUGUAACGCAGAACAGGGGCGUUGUUACUGAGGCAAUUUACCCGGAAACUAUUUAUAUGUUUUCAGGUAACCUGUUUAGAACACUACCUCCAUCAUCCAACCCAACCGGAGCAGAGUUUGAUCCAGAAGAGGAUGAACCUACACUGGAAGCAGCCUGGCCUCAUUUACAGCUUGUCUAUGAGUUCUUUUUGCGGUUCCUUGAAUCGCCAGACUUCCAACCAAACACAGCCAAGCGAUACAUAGACCAAAAGUUUGUGUUGCAGCUUCUGGAUUUGUUUGAUAGUGAAGAUCCCAGAGAGAGAGAUUUCCUAAAAACAAUAUUACAUCGGAUAUAUGGGAAAUUCUUAGGUCUGCGGGCGUAUAUUAGGAAGCAUAUAAACAAUAUAUUUUACAGUUUUGUUUAUGAGACAGAGAGGCAUAAUGGUAUAGCAGAAUUACUAGAAAUUUUAGGAAGUAUAAUCAAUGGGUUUGCACUGCCGUUGAAAGAGGAACACAAGAUUUUCCUGCUGAAGGUGUUGCUGCCCUUGCACAAAGUGAAAUCUCUAAGUGUCUACCACCCACAGUUGGCCUACUGUGUUGUGCAGUUUUUGGAAAAGGACCCCAGUCUAACUGAGCAGGUCAUCAUGGGUUUACUCAAGUUCUGGCCCAAAGUUCAUAGUCCUAAAGAAGUGAUGUUUCUCAAUGAGCUGGAGGAAAUUUUAGAUGUGAUAGAACCAGCAGAAUUCACCAAAGUCAUGGCACCAUUGUUCAAGCAGCUCUCCAAGUGUGUCUCCAGUCCACAUUUUCAGGUGGCAGAGAGAGCUCUGUACUUCUGGAAUAACGAGUACAUCCUCAGCCUCAUCAGCGACAAUGUGGCCACCAUUCUGCCUAUCAUGUUCCCUGCACUCUACAGAAGCAAGGAGCACUGGAACAAAACAAUUCAUGGAUUGAUAUACAAUGCACUCAAACUGUUUAUGGAGAUGAAUCAAAAGUUGUUUGAUGAUUGUACUCAGCAGUAUAAAGCAGAGAGACAGAAGGACAAAGAAAAGCUCAAACAAAGAGAUGAAGCUUGGCAUAAGAUUCAGAAUCUAGCUAAGGACAAUCCACAGUACAAAGUAAUGAUGACGACGACGACCCCAAACAGUCAAGGGUCCAACACACCGGUCUCCCCUAACUGUGUUGCUGAGGACGAGGGGGAUGUUAUAGUUUCCAUGGAAAAACUGGAGGCAGAGGCCAAAGAU
This is a messenger RNA of Candidula unifasciata, 1629 nucleotides long. NCBI's taxonomy places the organism in Eukaryota, Metazoa, Mollusca, Gastropoda, Stylommatophora, Geomitridae. The record is from the annotation of a GenBank genome assembly.